Messenger RNA from Mercurialis annua (annual mercury), 1788 nucleotides. Its product is annotated as cytochrome P450 CYP82D47-like. The record is from RefSeq and is a predicted model, not a curated record. NCBI's taxonomy places the organism in Eukaryota, Viridiplantae, Streptophyta, Magnoliopsida, Malpighiales, Euphorbiaceae. The transcript is spliced from 2 exons. Gene Ontology annotation, molecular function: oxidoreductase activity, acting on paired donors, with incorporation or reduction of molecular oxygen; iron ion binding; monooxygenase activity. Gene Ontology annotation, biological process: defense response to other organism. Bases 65 to 1651 code for a protein of 528 amino acids.
AUGAAUGAGCUCAUCAGCCUCUAAAUACAUUAUUCUUCCUCCUAAUUGUAAGCAUUAAGCUGCAAUGGAAUUUCUAUUCCCAUUUCUGAAUGCCACAACGGCAUGGCUGAUUGCUCUACUUUUCUUUGCCUUCUACUUCCAGAAACGGAAGACUACAGUUUCCGAUAAACCUGAACCACCUAAAGCCGCCGGCGCCUUGCCUCUAGUUGGUCACCUGCCUCUGUUGUCAGGAGAUGAACCCGCCUAUAUAACAUUAGGCCGCUUAGCUGAUAAGUACGGACCCAUCUACUCCGUUCAGCUCGGAAGGCAGAAAGCAGUAGCGGUCAGCUCCAAGGAUUUGCUCAAAGAAUUGUUUACGGUCAAUGAUUUAGCAGUUUCUGACCGGCCUGAAUCAACUGCUAUAAAGCACCUGGGCUACAAUGGUGUGAUGUUCGCAAUCGGACGGUACGGAGAAUAUUGGCGUGAACUUCGGAAGAUGGUAAUGGUGGAACUUCUCUCCAAUCGCCACGUUGAGUUACUGAAACCGGUCAGAGCCUCUGAAUCGGAAACUUUCGUGAAGGAACUGUACAAGCACUGGGAAGAGAAUAAAAAUGGGUCGGGCCAUCUUCUUGUUGAGAUGGAUUCUUGGCUCGGGGACAUGACUCUUAAUAUGCUUGUUAGAGUUGUUGUAGGGAAGAGAUACUUCGGCAAAAAUGCAGAAGGUGACCGGAAAAUUGCAAAUCGGUGCAAGGAAGGCCUAAGAGAAUUUUUUUAUUACUUAGGGCUGUUUGUUUUGGAGGAUGCAAUUCCAUUUCUUGGGUUUCUUGAUGUGGGCGGACAUGUAAAGGGCAUGAAACGCACUGCCAAGGAAUUGGACGAUAUCGCUUCUGAGUGGUUAGCAGAACAUCGCCGGAAGCAAGCUUCCGGUGAGAAAAUGGACGAAAAGGAUGUGCCGGACUUAAUGGGUUUAAUGAUAAAAGCGCUUGAAGGAGUGAAUUAUUCUGGUCAUAACCCUGAUAUGAUCAACAAAUCUACGUGUGUGAAUUUAAUUGCAGGAGGGGCUGACACGUCAUCAAUAAUCUUGACUUGGAUACUUUCUUUACUGCUAAACCACAAGGAGGUAUUGAGGAAGGCAUACGAAGAAUUGGACAGGGUGGUCGGCAAGGAAAGACUGGUGCAAGAAUCAGAUCUUCAAAACUUACCUUAUAUCCUCGGAAUUCUUAAAGAAACACUCCGAUUAUACCCGCCGGCUCCGCUUCUCGGUCCCCGGGAGAUGAGAGAAGACUGCAUGCUCGGCGGCUACUUCAUCAAGAAAGGCACUCGGAUUCUUCCAAAUGUUGGGAAAAUGCAGAUCGAUCCUAACGUUUGGCCCGAACCACUGGAGUUCAAGCCGGAGCGGUUUCUUGAUCCGAAAUAUAAGCAUAUCGAUGUCAAGGGGUCGCAUUAUGAGUUGUUGCCGUUCGGUAGCGGAAGAAGGGUCUGCCCUGGAUCAAGUCUGGGUAUGCCAAUGUUGCAGUUGUCAUUGGCUAUGUUUCUUCAGUGUUUUGACAUUUCUAACCCUUCUGAUAAACCAAUUGACCUAACUGGAUGCGUUGGGCUGAACUUUGCGAAAAGGGACCCCCUUAAGCUUCUUGCUAAACCCAGACUGUCUCCUGAAAUUUAUUCCAUGUAACGCCGUUAAUUUCUCUUCUGCAGUUGUGAGUGGCCUCAGUAUUUGAUAAAACUACUCGAGGCUCCGUAUUUGCUCGUGUAUCUUCGAUCUUGUAAUAAAAUUAAUUAAUCUAGCUCUACGUGGAGUUCAGCUUAAAA